Molecule: messenger RNA, 1317 nt
Organism: Telopea speciosissima
Lineage: Eukaryota; Viridiplantae; Streptophyta; Magnoliopsida; Proteales; Proteaceae
Product: protein NDH-DEPENDENT CYCLIC ELECTRON FLOW 5
Exons: 3
Coding region: 48-1277 (409 amino acids)
Biological process (GO): carbohydrate metabolic process
Molecular function (GO): catalytic activity; carbohydrate binding
Source: RefSeq, a predicted model, not a curated record
AGUAAAUACGCAAAAGGAACUUGCAGUCUUCUUGGCGCGGGCAUGCCAUGGCUGACGCUUCCUUUCUCCAUUCUCCUCAUUGCACUUUCCGCACCUUUACUAAUCCAACCAAGAAAUUGAACACCUUCUUCCACUCUCCUCUUCUUUUCAAUUUUAACCAUCACAGAAACAAGAGGGACUUCUCGUUGCUAGCUUUAACACCUACUUCACAAAGCUCACACUUACCCAUUUCUAUCGAAAGCAAUUCACAUCCACUCAUCAAUGUGGACUACAUGGAGAAGGAAUUCAGGGGCCAUGGAGUUAGCUUUACAGAACUUGGAGAAAGUUGUGUUCUAAAGAUGCAAGUGGAAAAUGGAAGUAAUGCCAGCCUGAUGCUCCCAAGUGGUUUAAUCACAUCAUACAAGCCUCACAUGUGGCAUGGCGGAACACUUGAGGUGCUCCAUACCUCUGUUUCAAAGGGAGAAGAUGGUGGUGUUGUUGUUCAAGGAGGAGUAUUUGUGGGUUUCAAUUGUAGAACUGAUGGUGCUGUAUCAUCAUGGUCUCCAAGCACUUGGGCUCUUCUUGACGUGAGAGGGAAUCCUCAAGAUGGCAUUCAGGUUGAGUUAGGAAGCUGUAGUAAUUCAGAAGGCAUGAUUGAGGUUAAAUACAUAGUGACUCUCGAAUCAGACACCCUGAGCACAGAGCUUCAAAUCUCAAACUUGACUCCUUUGCCUCUCCAGUUAAUGGGUUCUCUUAUAAGUCAUUUAACAGUGAGUACACCUGAAGCAACUUAUGCUGUUGGACUGGAAGGAUCAAAUUACUUCAACAGGCCACCAUUAAUGUCAGACUUCAGCAUCAUUCCUCCAGGUUUUGGACACAGAAGACUUCAGGAUUCUAACAAACUCUGGGGUCAAACAGCUGUUGAGGGCUUGAUGUCAAACUGGGGAAUGACAGGAUCAAACAGCCAAGGCAGAGAAACAGGAGAAGAACAAGUAGAAGAAGAAGAAAUUGAGGAAGAAGAGGAUGAUAACUAUGCUCACCUGACUGAGAAGAUGAGCAGAAUAUACACCAGCGCUCCUAGGAGGUUCUCAUUCAUUGAUAGGGGUAGAAGGAACUCAGUUAUAGUAGGGAGAGAUGGGUUUGAUGAAUUGUAUGUGUUCAGUCCUGGGUCAAGCUAUGACUGGUAUGGCACGUAUGCUUAUAUCUGCGCAGGUGCAUCAGCUUUGCUGAAACCAAUAAUCUUGGCUCCUAAAGAUGUAUGGAGGGGAUUUCAGUAUCUACACAACCCAAAUCUAUAAACCAUUUUAUAUCAAAGAAAAUGUUUGAGUUUUGGUUUUC